This is a messenger RNA of Epinephelus fuscoguttatus (brown-marbled grouper), 4478 nucleotides long. Its product is annotated as relaxin-3 receptor 1-like. Gene Ontology annotation, biological process: immune response; G protein-coupled receptor signaling pathway. The coding region runs from base 310 to 1575 and encodes 421 amino acids. The record is from RefSeq and is a predicted model, not a curated record. Lineage: Eukaryota; Metazoa; Chordata; Actinopteri; Perciformes; Serranidae. The transcript is spliced from 3 exons. Gene Ontology annotation, molecular function: G protein-coupled receptor activity. Gene Ontology annotation, cellular component: membrane.
UCAGACUGAGCGCUCUUCAUAAGUAGGCUGACACGGAUCAGGCAGCUUUAACUUUAUUGAUUUUCUUGGCUUGUAAAAUCCGAGCGGGUUUAGGGAUGAGCAGGAUUAAUAAUGUCACUGUGAGGUUUUAAACAAGACUAAAUACAGGACGAGGACGAUGGGGAUUUUUACAUCCACACCUGCGCACCCACACUCUGGAAGUUAGCCGAGAGGAGGAGGAAGAGGAGGAGGAGGAGGGGAUACCUGCUGUGUUUUGUUUUGCAGUUUUGUUUUGUUUUUUAUAAGAGGAGUCUUUUCUUCUUCAGAGUCAUGCAGAGCAACAGCAGCGGCUCCGGAUCUCUGAGCGCUCUGAGUGUGUGCGGAGGAGAAGAGGACGAGCGCGAAAUCUCUAAACUUAUCGGUCCCUCGGGAUCAGCGUCUAAUCUCGCAGCUUUGAACCUCUCACUGAACUGCUGGCUCCACAUCCUGUCCAAGGAGGAGUCCUCGCUGGACCUGCACGCAGACAGCGCAAACCUGGCAGUCCGAAUCGUCAUUGCCCUGGUCUACCUGGUGGUGUGUGUUCUGGGGCUUGUGGGUAACCUCUUGGCACUCUUCCUGCUCCACUCCCGCCGCCGGGGUCACCACCACUCUUCCAUCGACUGCUUUGUGAUGAGCCUGGCACUGACGGACCUCCAGUUCGUCCUCACCUUGCCCUUCUGGGCCGUGGACACGGUGCUGGACUUCCGCUGGCCCUUUGGCCGGGUCAUGUGCAAGAUUGUGAGCUCAGUCACCACUCUGAACAUGUACGCCAGCGUCUUCUUCCUCACCGCCAUGAGUGUGACCCGUUACCACUCCCUGGUGACCUCUCUGAAGAUGGGCAGCCCCAGGAUCGCCACAACUCGUGCCAAAUGGGCCAGUUUAACCAUUUGGGUGGUGUCACUGGUGGCUACACUGCCUCAUGCUUUCUACUCCACCACAGUCCAGGUGUCUACGGACGACGAGCUGUGCUUGGUGCGCUUCUCUGACUCUGAUUCAGGCCACUGGGAUCCUCAAGUCCUGCUUGGACUCUAUCAAACACAGAAAGUCCUCCUGGGAUUUGUAGUUCCCUUGAUUAUCAUCUCUGUGUGCUACCUCCUCCUCCUGAGGUUCAUCCUGAGCCGCCGCACUGUGGGCAGUGUGAUCAGCGCAAGUGUCACCGAGAGGUCAGAGUGUGAGAGAGGACGUCACCGCCGCCGCUCCAAAGUCACCCGCUCGGUCACCAUUGUAGUCCUGUCCUUCUUCAUCUGCUGGCUGCCCAACCAGGCGGUCACACUGUGGGGGGUGCUGAUCAAAUUUGACUUGGUGCCCUUCAGCAAAGCCUUCUACAACGCCCAAGCCUACGCCUUUCCCCUGACUGUGUGCUUAGCUCAUGCAAACAGCUGUCUCAACCCGGUGCUCUACUGCCUGAUCCGAAAAGAGUACAGAGCUGGACUGAAGGAGCUCCUGCUGAGCGUGUCGCACUCUGUCCGAAAUGUCCUCACUCUGGCUCUGAGAGGGAGGAGGGUGGAGGAAGCACCACCCAGCCUGGUCAUGAUACACAAAGACAUCAAUAUAUGAUUUAAACUGUGAAAAGAAAAGUUUGACAUCUUGGGAAAUACAUUUGUUUUUCACUGACAGUUACAUGAAGAGAGUGAUGCCGCUCUUAUUUUUGAAGGCAAAAUAUGAAACUAGAACCAGUAGCAGAUUAGCCUAGCUUAGCACAAACACUGAAAACAGAGGAAACAGUCAGUCUGGCUCUGUGCAAAGGUGAUUAAAUUUGCCUACCAGCACCUCUAAUGCUCACUAAUUAACAUGUUACAUCUCAUUUGUUUAAUCAGAGCAAAACCAAAGUGAAAAAAAAAAGACUAAAUCAGUUUUAUAAACAGAUUAAAGGUCCCAUAUUAUGCUCAUUUUCACAUUCAUACUUCUAUUUGGGGUUUUUACUAGAACAUGUUUACAUGCGUUCAUGUUCUUAAAACAAAUUAUUCCCUCAUACUGUCUGCCUGAAUAUACCUGUAUUGACCUUUUCUCUAUUGUAGCACCUGUCUCAUUAAACUGCCCCACUUGAAAAAGCCCAGUCUGCUCUGAUUGCUCUUCCUGAAUCUUCCACAUCUGCACUCUUGGUGUCUCCGUACUGUCAUUACACCUGGGGAAUGACUAUAACGGCACUGUAGCGGCAGUUUCUACCUUUAUGUGGUAUAGUUGUGACAUCACAACUUCACAAAAGUUCUGGCGGCUCAUUUAAAGGCACAGUUUCUGAAUUUGGACUGCGAGCAUUUCUCUGUGGAUUACUUGGGAUACUUUUGCAGCAUUUAUGUAGCACCUAAACCUUCUUAAUAAUAAAAAAAGACAUGGACAUUUGAUUUAAACGAGGUAUAACAUGUUAAUAAGUGAGAUUUAGAAGUGCUGGUUGGUUGAUUUAAUUCCCUUAAUACAGAGUCAGGUUAGUUGUGUCCUCGUUUCCAGCAACAACCUCUGGAGCUGAAAGACGAAACUAACUUGAAAGUGCCAUAAACUGCAGUUCCUAGAAUGGCCACAUGGGGCUGGCUCCAAAAGCAAGUCAAUCCCUAUUCAGAGGCAAAGUCCUUAUGGGACCUUAUGCCCGAAAAAAUAUUGAUGGUAGUGAACGGAAAGAGUCAAAUAAUAUUUUUUUAUCCUCGAAAAAUAAAAAUAAAGAAAUGACCAGUUGCUCGAUAUCUACAAAUGUACAUUAAAACCUUGUGUCGGGUGCUCAUGGAGAACGGGACACAACAGGAUCGACAGGAAGGCAAUCCAAAAAAAUGAAUAAAAACGAGGUAGGAAAUAUUAAAAAGCCUUUGUAGUUGUGGCUAAGUCAUUAAAAGAGCCAACAUGUUUCAACCACUGCCGGUCUAUGUCAGGGCUUUCCAAAUAACUUCUUCCCUCGAGUAGCCUACUUGGAUUGCCUUCCUGUUGAUCCGAUUUUUGUAUCCUGUUGGAACUAUGCCAUAAAUUACAUGUAUGAAGUCAAUUAAAAGAUAAUUUUGCAAGUCAAAAAAACUAACAAAAUCACAGUGUGUCAUAGGACUAUUUAGUUUGUGUGAAACUUUGCAUGGUACUCGACACCUACACCAGCUAGCUAGCUAACUUAGCUAUGGUUCAUGCACAAAUGUAACUUUAUCUUACCUGCUGUGCUUCAUCAAGCGACUUCUGAACUUUUUAUCAGCUGAGAAGUAAAAGAACGAGUAAGACCAGUGGUCUAGCGGUGGUUAAUGAUGUGGGUGAACUACCAGAUAGAUGGAUAGGUUACUGAAGAGAAAGUGGGUAUAGAGUGCCCAAGGAAUGAGUCCUGAAGCCUGGAAAUGAGUUAGCAUUUUAGCACUCACGGCUCCCUUGUCUCAAAGUCAAUGACUGUUUUGUUAGACACCUAGAAUAAGGUCUGUGGUUAACACAAGCUUAAGAGACUUUCACGUUUUGUUCUACGACAUUAAAUACAUCAAAUACCCCACUCGUGAACUAUGAAGCUUUUAUGUGUCUUAAAAAAUACUGUUGCUAGCGAGUGGCUAAGUGAGAGAACAGAACGCCAUGAUAAAAUGCCUAACUUUACAGCAGGAAUAAACAGCCUGGUACAUGAAAUGGUUUUGGUCUCUGUAGCCAAUUUCCUCAUUCAUGACCAUUUAAUCCAAAUUUGGUCACUUCUGGAUCCGAAUAAAUCCAAGAUGGCAACACAGGAGUCCACAAACAUCAUGACAUCAUGGUGGCUAUGUUUAUUAUUUUUAUACAGUCUGUGGUUGCCAGUUUUUGUGCUAAGCUAAACUCACCUGCUACUGCUAGAUAUUUAGCAUACAAACAGUGUUAUCCAUCCUCUCAACUCAAAGUGUAAUUCUUAAAAUGUCAAACUUUUCCUUUGCGACGAAAGGAAUUGUUCCUUUAUGGAUGUGCCAUAUUUUCUUUGGUGCCAUUUUUUAUAAUCAUGUUCCUGUGUGACACUGUCAACCCUCUGAAUUUAUUUCAGCUCUCAGACUGGACACACACAUUUCAGCAUCCUCAUCCUUCGCAGACAAAUCUGAACAGCUAUGUUUAAGCUUUUUUAUUAUUAUGCACUUUCUGUGAAAUAUGUCACUUUGGAAGUUAUUUUCCAGGUGACAAGAACAUUCCUGAAAAUAAUCAAACCCUCAAAUGUGCCAGCUCUUAGUUACACUGCAGGCUGAUUUCUUAUUUCUUUUCUUAACACAUUCAGGUGAAACACAGUGUGAUGUUUUAUUAGUUCAACCUGUAAAAUGAUUUUUGUACUUUGCACCUCAAACACCCACACAGGCAAUCACGACGACUGUAAGAUUGUUACGUCUUAAUUAGGAUUGAUGUGUUUAAUAUUUGUGUUUAUUGUUGCUAACUCAACCAGGACACCACAGUCGAAUCUAGCAUGAAACUGUUGUCCCCUGUCAUGUCUCUUGGUGUCUGCCUUGCUGUACUGCUGUGAACUGUUUAGUAAUUACAUGUGUGUAACGCGACAAUAAAUAAAA